AUCACGCCCAUUUCCAUCCCCCGUUCACUUCACACAGACGUCUCGCCUCGCUAAACCCCCGCUGCCCUCUCUGUCGAGCUCGCCUGAGGCCACCUCGAAGAAAUUCUCCUCCUGGCUCUUCCUCCCCUCUACCGGACCGAUUCCUCUGCCCGGCAAGAUUUUGCGGGGGACGGCGGCCGCGGUCGGGAAGAAGGCCUGCUUGAUCCUGGACUCGGCCAGAUAGAUUGGUUAAGUAAUGACAGUAGAGGAUUUUAUUGACUUGGUCAGUGACGAAGAUAGCAUUGAAGGAAAUGAUCAUAAUGGCGGUCAGUGUGAUGAUGCAGCUGAAACUACAGCAUCCUCAUCAAUUUCAGCACCAGGUGUUAUUGCUACAGCAUCCUUGUCAAUGGCUGAACGAGGAGAAGGUGCUAGAACAACAUCAUUGUCAGUGACAAAAAAGAGUGCUACUUCAUCCUCACCAAAUAUAGAACACCAGAGUGAUGAGCCAGUUGCAUUGCUGCGCCCCCCUCCCAUUCCAUCAGCUUUGCCAUUUCCCAAGGAGUUCUGGAAAGCUGGAGAUUACAAGGUUUCUGCUCAAGCGGCUAAUAACAAUGGUGCAAGCCGUUUGCGGAUCCAUCCCAAGUUUCUUCAUUCAAAUGCUACUUCGCAUAGAUGGGCAUUUGGUGCUAUUGCUGAACUGCUUGACAAUGCUGUUGAUGAGGUGAACAAUGGGGCAUCCUUUGUGAAAAUAGAUAAGAUGAAAUAUUCUCCUCAUGGCGAGUAUUCGUUAGUGAUACAAGAUGAUGGAGGCGGUAUGAGUCCUGAGGAUCUUCGACGUUGUAUGAGCUUUGGGUUCUCCCACAAAAGCACAGAUUCAUCAAUUGGACAAUAUGGUAAUGGGUUCAAAAGCAGCACAAUGAGGCUUGGGGCAGAUGUUAUCGUAUUCAGCUGCAGACAAGGCAAUAGAUUGACACAAAGCAUUGGGCUGCUCUCCUACACAUUCCUUACAAGAACCGGCUGCAGCGACAUAUUGGUGCCAGCAGUUGACUAUGAAUUUGAUGCAUCAAGUUGUACUUUGAAGAGGAUAAUUGACCAUGGUGAAAAACACUUCUCUUCCAAUUUAUCCACUCUUUUGAGGUGGUCUCCAUUUUCUACAGAAAACGAUUUAUUGAAUCAAUUCAGGGACAUUGGAACCCAUGGUACAAAAAUUGUUGUAUUCAACUUGUGGUUCAACAGUGCGGGGGAAACAGAGCUCGACUUUACAACUGACGACAAGGAUAUUAUAAUAUCGGGAGCACCCAAGAUACGACAAGAAUACAAGGAAGUAGAAAUGUUGAAUCAUAUGCAUAUUGCAAAUCGCUUCCGAUAUUCACUUCGUGUUUAUGCAUCUAUACUAUACCUUCAUCUACCAGAACAGUUCAAAGUCAUCUUGUGUGGACGAGUUAUUGAACCCCAUCAUAUUGCAAGUGAUCUCAUGUACCGUGAAUGUAUCAAAUAUCGACCACAAGUUGGAGUAAGCACAGAGAUUGAUGUCAUAACUACAAUUGGCUUCUUAAAAGGUGCUCCAAAACUGGAUGUCUACGGAUUCAAUGUCUACCAUAAGAACCGUCUCAUACUGCCAUUUUGGCCUGCAGGCUCUGAGAGAAGUAAUGGCAGAGGCAUUGCUGGUGUUUUAGAGGCAAAUUUUAUAAGACCUACGCAUGAUAAGCAAGAUUUUGAGAAGACAGGACUUUUCCAGAGGCUCGAGACGCGACUAAAAGACAUGACAAGGGAGUAUCGGAAGCAUAAUGGUCAUUUGAUUUACUACACCCGAAGAGCUACCACAAAGACUUGUGCUGGCAGUUCAAGUGCCAAAGCAUCUGUGAUGUUAGAUCCUUGUUCCAAUGGAGGCAACUCACGAGAUCCUUUGCAUGUUGGUUCCUCGAGGGAUCAAAUGGGCUAUGGUGCAUGCUCUUCAACGCCGAUAAAUAUACCUGACCAGACUGAACCAUGCGAAAGAAGGAACUCUUGUUCAGUGAUUGAUGGGAGGGCUAAAAAGAGGCAGAACACUAAUGGUUAUGUUAACCAACCAGCUGGAGGCGUCAAUACUAUCGAGCUGGGAGCUUGGAGCCAGAUUCUGAAGUCCGAGUGCUCCGAGCUCGAGGCAACAGCACAACAGCUCCUGUGUAAGGCAGAUAGCUUGACGAAUGAUCUCCAUAAGUGGCAGUUGGUGCUCAAGGGCCUGGAAGAUGAGUUGCAGUUCUACGAGGUUCUUGGCACCUUGCAGCAUCAACCCGGUGGUGGCAGAUCCUACGUUGGACAGCGACACUAAUUAGAGUAUCAACUGGGAUCUGGCAGUGGAGGUCUUACCUGGCUCUACUUCUGCUGCGUAUAUAGAGACUCUUAACUCAAGAUGGUAUGAAGUCCCCUCCAGACAAUCAACUGACAGCCACGGGAUCCGACGCAGUUACUUUCACGGCGAAGGCGUUAGAUUGGUAAUUGCAUGGAUGUCAUGUGCAAUUUAUCCUGACAAUUUGCUUUCGUACUGUUGUCAUUUACCUCGCUCACUGAACCAUUUCACAGUAGAAAAGUUUGGGAGAAUAUGAUGAUUUCGAAAACGGCAUGUUUUGCGAACAGGAGGGAGCUGUAGUCAUGUGGACAUGGCAUUAUACCAGGAAAUUACUAAUCACCAUCCAUUUAGUUCAUUAGUUGCAUACAUAUA
This is a messenger RNA of Brachypodium distachyon (stiff brome), 2680 nucleotides long. Its product is annotated as protein MICRORCHIDIA 6. NCBI's taxonomy places the organism in Eukaryota, Viridiplantae, Streptophyta, Magnoliopsida, Poales, Poaceae. The record is from RefSeq and is a predicted model, not a curated record. Gene Ontology annotation, molecular function: ATP hydrolysis activity. Gene Ontology annotation, cellular component: nucleus. The transcript has 21 exons. The coding region runs from base 236 to 2290 and encodes 684 amino acids.